Eruca vesicaria subsp. sativa (arugula) is the source of this 1574-nucleotide messenger RNA. The record is from the annotation of a GenBank genome assembly. NCBI's taxonomy places the organism in Eukaryota, Viridiplantae, Streptophyta, Magnoliopsida, Brassicales, Brassicaceae.
CUUGACUACCUCUCUUAGCUACGGCAAGCCAGCACUGAAUUAAACAAUCAACCUUCUCUCUUCUCAGCUUCUCCUUCUCUCUUCCUCUUCCAUGCCAACUCUCAUCAUCUGAAUCAGGUUUUGAAUUAGGGAUUCGAAACGUUAUGGAUAGCAACAAAGACGAUGCGGCGAGGUGUCUAAGGAUCGCCGAAGACGCCAUCGCUUCUGGCGAUAAGGAACGCGCAUUGCGAUUCAUCAAAAUGGCGAAACGUCUUAAUCCAAGCCUCUCCACCGAUGAACUCACCGCUGCUUGUGACAAUCUCGAUUCAGUUUCGGAGAAUCCAUCUCCUAAGCACAAAGCUGUUGAUGAUGGUGAUAAGCUUGAGCAUAAGACUAACGAGGAAGAGAAUAAGAAGGUAUAUUAUACUGAGGAGAAUGUUGAAUUGGUUAGGAGUAUCAAAAGGAACAACGAUUACUAUACGAUUCUAGGUUUAGAGAAGAACUGUUCAGUUGAAGAGAUUAGAAAAGCUUAUAGGAAGCUCUCAUUGAAAGUUCACCCUGAUAAGAACAAGGCUCCUGGCUCAGAGGAAGCUUUUAAGAAAGUUUCGAAAGCGUUUACGUGUUUGAGUGAUGGUAACUCGAGGAGCCAGUAUGAUCAGGUGGGGUUUGUUGAUGAGUUUGAUCAUAUCCAGAGGCAAGGUACUCGUAGUAGGCCGAGGAGGAGGAGGUAUAACACUACGCGGAAUGAUUUUUUCGAGGAUGAGUUCGAUCCUGAUGAGAUAUUCAGAGCGUUUUUUGGUCAGCAGCGAGAUGUGUUUGGUGGGGCUACACGUGCUUAUAGAGCUAGACAAGCGCGUGCUCAACCACGAGAGGAGGAGAUUAAUUUUGCUGGACCGACUUGUUUGACGAUGAUUCAGAUAUUACCGUUCUUGCUGCUUUUGUUGCUGGCUUAUCUGCCCUUUUCUGAGCCUGACUAUUCUCUGCACAAGAGCCAGACUUAUCAGGUGCCAAAGACGACGGAGAAUAUGGAGAUUAGCUUUUAUGUUCGAUCAUCCUCGGCUUUUGAUGAGAAGUUUCCGCCUGGUAGCUUUGCUCGUGCUAACCUUGAGGCUAACGUGAUGAAAGAGUACAAAAGCUUUCUUUUCCAGUCAUGUCGCAUUGAGAUCCAGAGAAGGCGGUGGAACAAGAAGAUGCCAACUCCUCACUGCAAUGAACUUCAAGAUCGUGGGUUUGUUGAUAGGCAAAUACCGAUAUGAAAUCAGCUCAAAACUGUCCAAGAUUUUGCGAAGACUGCCAGAUUUGACGUUCUUGGAGCUAAACGUGUAAACUGUAACGUGUAAUGUGUCUAGGGAGGAUAACUAUAAUCUUUUUUUUCUUGCAUAUGGAUUUGGGGAUAAUAAUUCGUAGGAGAAUAUUGAGAACAACAGAGAAAAAAGUCCUUACAAGAGAGGUACCACUUGCUAUACUCAUAUUAUGAUUCAAAAAGAAACUGACUCGAACAGUUCUCUUAAAAAUAUGCAGAAUAAUAGUUCUAUUAACAUCUAAUAUGAUAAUAGGGCUUUGAUUUGUUUCAGUCAGAUCAAAGCUGUACUGAU